This is a messenger RNA of Hyaena hyaena (striped hyena), 3869 nucleotides long. It is a transcript of the gene KLC1, whose product is annotated as kinesin light chain 1. Gene Ontology annotation, molecular function: kinesin binding. Gene Ontology annotation, biological process: axo-dendritic transport. The record is from RefSeq and is a predicted model, not a curated record. Gene Ontology annotation, cellular component: cytoplasm; kinesin complex; membrane-bounded organelle. Bases 279 to 2156 code for a protein of 625 amino acids. The transcript has 16 exons. NCBI's taxonomy places the organism in Eukaryota, Metazoa, Chordata, Mammalia, Carnivora, Hyaenidae.
CCGAGACGCCAUUUUCGGCGGCGGGAGCGGCGGAGCCAGAGCAGAGCUGGAGCCGGAGAGCGCUGGGCGGCGGCUACGGGGAGGAGCCGCGGGGGACAGCGCUCGCGGGCGGCCGAGGAUGCUGCGGGGCGGCCGCGCCAGCGCCCCUCGCUCGUGACCGCGGCGCCGCUCCUGAGGCAGCCGAGGCGGAGGGCCCCGCGCGUUCCUGCCCCGCGCACGCGCCCCGCGACCUCCGGGUGCUGACAGCGCGAGCGCGCGGCCCCGCGGGAGCAGCACGAAUGUAUGACAACAUGUCCACGAUGGUGUAUAUAAAGGAAGACAAGUUGGAGAAGCUUACACAGGAUGAAAUUAUUUCUAAGACCAAGCAAGUGAUUCAGGGGCUGGAAGCUCUGAAGAAUGAGCAUAAUUCCAUUUUACAGAGUUUACUGGAAACACUGAAGUGCUUGAAGAAAGAUGAUGAAAGUAACCUGGUGGAGGAGAAAUCAAACAUGAUCCGGAAGUCACUGGAAAUGCUGGAGCUUGGCCUGAGCGAGGCACAGGUUAUGAUGGCUUUGUCCAAUCACCUGAAUGCCGUCGAGUCGGAGAAGCAGAAGCUGCGUGCACAGGUUCGGCGCCUGUGCCAGGAGAACCAGUGGCUGCGGGAUGAACUGGCCAACACGCAGCAGAAAUUACAGAAGAGCGAGCAGUCUGUGGCUCAGCUGGAGGAAGAAAAGAAGCAUCUGGAAUUCAUGAAUCAGUUAAAAAAAUAUGAUGAUGACAUCUCUCCAUCCGAGGACAAAGACACUGAUUCCACCAAAGAACCUUUGGAUGACCUUUUCCCAAAUGACGACGAUGAACCCGGUCAAGGAAUCCAGCAGCAGCACAGCAGCGCGGCGGCGGCGGCACAGCAGGGCGGCUACGAGAUCCCGGCGCGCCUGCGCACUCUGCACAACCUGGUCAUCCAGUACGCCUCCCAGGGACGCUACGAGGUUGCCGUACCGCUCUGCAAGCAGGCCCUGGAAGACCUGGAGAAGACGUCUGGCCACGACCACCCCGACGUGGCCACCAUGCUCAACAUCCUGGCCCUGGUGUACAGAGACCAGAAUAAAUACAAAGAUGCCGCAAAUCUACUGAACGAUGCCUUGGCCAUCCGUGAGAAAACUUUGGGCAAAGAUCAUCCAGCGGUGGCGGCCACUCUGAAUAACCUUGCAGUGCUGUACGGCAAGAGAGGGAAGUACAAAGAGGCCGAGCCGCUGUGUAAAAGAGCCCUGGAGAUCAGAGAAAAGGUUUUGGGAAAGGAUCACCCUGAUGUUGCUAAACAGUUGAAUAACUUGGCCUUACUGUGCCAGAAUCAGGGCAAGUAUGAAGAAGUGGAAUAUUAUUAUCAAAGAGCCCUCGAGAUCUACCAAACAAAACUGGGGCCUGAUGACCCCAAUGUGGCCAAAACGAAAAAUAACCUGGCCUCUUGCUAUCUGAAGCAAGGAAAAUUCAAGCAAGCAGAAACCCUGUACAAAGAGAUUCUCACUCGCGCACAUGAAAGGGAGUUCGGUUCUGUGGAUGAUGAAAAUAAACCCAUUUGGAUGCACGCUGAAGAAAGAGAAGAAUGCAAAGGAAAGCAAAAGGACGGAACAUCUUUUGGAGAAUAUGGCGGCUGGUACAAAGCCUGCAAAGUUGAUAGUCCAACCGUUACAACUACUUUGAAAAACCUCGGGGCACUUUACAGACGUCAAGGCAAAUUCGAAGCUGCUGAGACAUUGGAGGAAGCAGCCAUGAGGUCCCGUAAACAGGGUCUUGACAAUGUUCACAAACAGAGAGUAGCCGAAGUGCUGAAUGACCCUGAGAACAUGGAGAAGCGGAGAAGCCGGGAGAGCCUGAAUGUGGACGUGGUCAAGUACGAGAGCGGCCCUGACGGAGGGGAGGAAGUGAGUAUGAGCGUAGAGUGGAACGGGGACGGCACUGGAUCUUUAAAGCGCAGUGGCUCCUUUAGCAAACUCCGGGCUUCCAUUAGACGCAGCAGUGAGAAGCUGGUUAGGAAGCUGAAGGGAGGAAGUUCUCGAGAGAGUGAGCCGAGGAACCCCGGCAUGAAGCGUGCCAGUUCUCUGAAUGUCCUUAACGUGGGUGGCAAGGCAGCCGAAGACCAUUUCCAAGAACGAAACGGUCGUCUGGCAGACUCGUGAGCUCUGAGCGCCAGCCGCGCUGACCUGGCCCCCUGAGGGUCGAGGCAGAGCUCGAUAAGAAGCCCCCAGAGCUUUGCAGGUCCCUCCCCACUCUGCCCAGGACCCUCCUCCCUGGUGACUUCUUUUUCUAGAUAGUGACCUCUCCCACCUCAUGGGGGAUUUGCUCCGAAUUCUGGUGAGCUGUCUGUAGGCCUUGUGACCGAGAGCGGCCGGGUGUGGCGGCCCAGGGUGGCACGCAUGGCGCCAGCAGCCUCCGCACAUUUGGGAUCGGCCGCUGCUCCCGGACACUUGUACUUUCUGCUGCCGUGCCUGGGUCUGUUUUAAAUUUUAGUACUGUAUGAAGGCUGCUAAUUAAAACCCAGGAACCUUUAAACUGCAUCCUUCUAGACUGAGCGUUUGAUGACCUGGGCUGUGGUGCCUGGAGUUCAGACAGUGGGUGCUCAGAGCCAGGUGGCACAGGUGACCUGCUGGUGGGGGCGGGUCUCUGCUGAGACCGCGUGGCACAUGCGCUCGUUCUGCUGGACGCGUGUGGGUCCCCGGGGCCUGUGUCCCCUCUCCUGGGCCCUGUACGCUAAGCAUGUAGGGAUGCAGGGUGGCAGGAAGGUUCCCCAGUCAGCCCUAAGGCGUUAUCCCUCGAGGGCAUCUGCCAGACUAACUGGCAGGUGAAAAGUACUGACCCGGUGUUUGUAAUUCCGGACGACAGAGCUGUGGGAAGGGGCGCAUCGCGACGGUGAGCUGGACGGCGACUUGUCACCUACCUCUGAGGGUGCCUGAAGCCCUUGGGGCGCCUGUGAAAUGCUGCAGCUUUGCACUUUAUUUUAAUGUCAUCUUACAGCUGGUGUCACACAAGGGCAUGUGUUUGCCCCCAGCCCCCUUCUCAGAAACUGCACUCUGCUGGGGUCUGUGCUCACCAGGGACCCUCCUGGGGGGGGGGGAGCACACAGGACACCCCCCCCCCCCGAACUCGCUAUACAGACUCCCUGGGCAUGUCCCCGGGGGCACCCCCCCCGAGUGCGUGUUCUUCAGGCCAGCCGUGGACUUGGGGCUGCGGGCUGGGGGCAGCAGCCGCCUGGGGUUUGGGGACUCUGUUACAAGCGUCCUGCGAUGAUUCAAGAGCACGCGGCCUAGACCACUUGUUCGGACCCUGCUCGCUCGUGCCCGGAGACCAGUGCGCGGUGCCCGGGCCGGGCCUCGCCUCCUUCCUCCGUCUGGGCUGUGCAGCCUCCGGCUCUUCCACAUGUUCUCCACCCUGCAGGCUGAGGCUGCCGCCGACGGACAUGCGUGUCCGCGUGUGCACCGUGCACGGACGUUCCCGUUUGAGGGGUGGGGGCAGGGUGGGGAGCAUGGCGUCGCCCGUCCUCCCUCAGAAGGGCUCCUCUCCCAGCCAUGACACUGACCCAGUACAUUUGAAACCUACCCACUUUCCCUUCGGGACACUUCUCCCCGCAGAGAGGGCAUUCGGGAAGAGUGCACGAGGGGGUGGGGGUGGAUUUAAGCUCCCAUUAGGUGGGAACAGGUGGCCCCGCCUGUGAGCCGCCAGCCCCCUUCCCUGAAGGCCCAGGUUGCCUUUGCGGGGCUGUGAGGACCCACACAGCCUCCUUACGCCCAGGUCGUGAGAAACCCUCAUGUUUCAGAGGGGACACUGCCCGGAAACGUGUAAUUUCUGAUUUUUGAACUUUUAUCAAAACAAACGAGCCCGGUUGUCUCUGCUCA